AUGACACAUCACCAAUCAUUAAGUGAUAUUCAAAAACGAAUUAUCAAUUAUUUAAAUAGUCUGAAUUAUCCAGUCUGUGAUAUAGAAGUACAAAAACGAAAAACUGAUAGAAAAGCUUUAGAUGAAUAUUUGAGAAAAGUAUUUACAACAUAUACUACUGUAUUAACAAAUAUGAGAAAAAUUAAUACUGUUAGUAUUGACGAUUUAUUAGGAAUGACAGAUUGUAAUGGUAAAAAAGAACGUGAAUAUUGGGUAGAAUAUAUCAUAAGAGAAUUAAAUAAUACCCAAGAAAAAGGAUUAGUUGAAAUUUUAACAUAUUUAAAUUAUAAUACAAAAGAGUCUGAUAUUGAAAUUGACUUAUCACAUAUCUCAUUAAAACAACUAAGAGAAGUUCAUCAAAUAAUUAAAAUGUAUUCAAAAUAA
Messenger RNA from Entamoeba dispar SAW760, 423 nucleotides. RefSeq lists its product as uncharacterized. The transcript has a single exon. The record is from RefSeq and is a predicted model, not a curated record. NCBI's taxonomy places the organism in Eukaryota, Evosea, Mastigamoebida, Endamoebidae. The coding region runs from base 1 to 423 and encodes 140 amino acids.